This is a messenger RNA of Dreissena polymorpha, 1707 nucleotides long. RefSeq names its product malate dehydrogenase, cytoplasmic-like. Lineage: Eukaryota; Metazoa; Mollusca; Bivalvia; Myida; Dreissenidae. The record is from RefSeq and is a predicted model, not a curated record. Gene Ontology annotation, molecular function: L-malate dehydrogenase (NAD+) activity. Bases 147 to 1148 code for a protein of 333 amino acids. The transcript has 8 exons. Gene Ontology annotation, biological process: oxaloacetate metabolic process; malate metabolic process; tricarboxylic acid cycle. Gene Ontology annotation, cellular component: mitochondrion; cytosol.
UGUCACUCCGUAAAUUUCCUAAAUUUGAAACGGAAACUCCCGAACUAAGAACGUAUGACAGCACGAAAGAGGCCGAAACGAAGGUGAAGAACAGUUUACCGGCGGCGUAUAGGACACAAGGCAGUUAACACAAAACACUGAACAAAAUGAGUGGAACAAUCAAGGUUUUGGUGACCGGUGCUGCAGGCCAGAUUGCGUACUCCCUGGUCAGCUUCAUUGCCAAAGGGGAUGUCUUCGGAACUAACCAGCCACUGAGCCUGGUGCUGCUGGACAUCGCUCCCAUGAUGGGGGUCCUCAAUGGGGUUGUCAUGGAGCUGAAGGACUGCUCUUUCCCCUUGCUGAAGGAGAUCAUCCCAACGGACGACUAUGCGGUGGCGUUCAGGGAUGUAGACGUGGCAUUCCUGGUGGGGGCAAUGCCCAGGAAGGAGGGCAUGGAGAGGAAAGACCUCCUCGCUGCCAACGUGAAGAUCUUCAAGGGCCAGGGGGAGGCUCUUGACAAACACGCCAAGAAGAAUGUCAAGGUUAUUGUUGUGGGCAACCCAGCGAAUACGAACGCGCUGAUCUGCAGCAAAUACGCACCAAGCAUUCCGAAGGAAAACUUCACCGCAAUGACCCGUCUGGACCAGAAUAGAGCCCAAGCCCAGAUUGCUGACCGUCUAGGCUGCAAGGUGGAGGAUGUUCAGAAAGUGAUCAUAUGGGGCAACCACUCGGCCACCCAGUACCCUGAUGUACGCCACGCCACCGCAGUCGUAGAGGGAACCACCACACCUGUACAGAAGGCCGUCCAGGAUGACAACUGGCUAAAGAACGAGUUCAUUUCUACCAUCCAGAAGCGUGGUGCGGCAGUGAUUGCUGCCCGUAAGCUGUCCAGCGCCAUGUCGGCCGCCAAGGCUUCCUGUGACCACGUCAGGGACUGGUGGUGUGGGACACCUGAGGGAAAGUGGGUGUCAAUGGCCGUGUUCUCCGAUGGCUCCUAUGACGUUCCUGAAGGCCUCAUGUACAGUUUCCCGGUACGCACCAAGCCCGACCACACGUAUGAGAUCGUAAAGGGGCUCGACAUAGACGACUUCUCGCGUCAGAAGAUGGACCUGACCGCCAAGGAGCUGGAAGAGGAGCGGGCCACUGCCCUGGAGGUCUGCAGUGCUUGACUUGGUAGCCACAAGUUGUGAGCUACCUGCGUCGGCCAUUUUAUCAGUGAGCUGUAAAUGGCAGUUGUCUUAAUUAUAUAAGAAGUGUUCCUAAGUGUUGUUAGUAGGCAACACUUUCCUCCUAAACUUGGCUUCCUUUUAGAGACUUCCUUUAAACCAAAAACACCAUAAAAGUGGACUGCACAGGCUUAUCUGGGAUGACACUUUAUGCACAUUCAUUAAGCCCAUUUUUACUAGAAUGAGCCUCAUUUGAAGAUAAAUAAUGGAAAAAAAAGCAUUUUUUUGGAAAACUUUCUAAAGAUUUUUGUUGCUAAUUUUAUGUUGUUCAAAUGGUUCGUUUACCGGGGGUAUGUAAUAUCAAUAAUGUACAUCUUCACUGGUGAAGUGAUUUAUUUUUUGUUUAUAAUCAUUAUAAAUGACUUUGGCAUUUCUCUUGUUCAUGACUGAUCAAUGACUGAAAACGAUCAAGCUAAAUGUUUUUGCUUUUGUUAGAUGUUCGAAUGUUGUAUUUGCAUAUUAGUGCUUAGACAUCUAAUAGGAAUUAAAUAUGGAAAAAUGU